Messenger RNA from Symbiodinium sp. CCMP2592, 495 nucleotides. NCBI's taxonomy places the organism in Eukaryota, Dinophyceae, Suessiales, Symbiodiniaceae. The record is from the annotation of a GenBank genome assembly.
AUGGGAGUCAAUGAAGCUUUGGCCAUCAUCCAGAAGAUGGGAAGUCUGGACCAUGCGGAGCUCAGCUUCCACGAGUCCUGUCCUUUCGAUGCAGACCUGACCGUGCGCUUGCCAUCCUGGGGGAUCCAGCUGUGCUUUGAUGCUUACCAGCAGGACCUCCGGGUCAUCACCGUGCGCCUGCAGGGCGACGCGACGGAGGCCAAAAGCGGGAGGCCAGGAGCCGCCGGGGCCGCCGCCGGGGCCAGCGGCCCGGAAGUUCCGGAGGGGAGCCUGCUUCCCAGCCUGGUCUACGGCGGCCGCGAGUUUGCGGCCGCGGGGCUGGCGCCAAGCCUCCGCGAGAUCUACCAGAUGUUCGGCCCCACGUGGAUCGGUGACUUCAGACAGCAGCCUGAACCCCUCUACCUGCUUCAGUAUCCUGGACUGGCCUUUGAAUUUCCACUGCCCCAGGAUCUCUUCGAAGCUUUGGCAGCCUCCAACUUAGCCACUGCGGAGUGA